Molecule: messenger RNA, 867 nt
Organism: Spodoptera littoralis (African cotton leafworm)
Lineage: Eukaryota; Metazoa; Arthropoda; Insecta; Lepidoptera; Noctuidae
Source: the annotation of a GenBank genome assembly
AUGUUUGAGUGGGCUUAUAGUGGUGCAAACAAAGCUGUUCCUAGAAAUGUGGGACCCGAAUGUGCUUAUUUUUUAUCCACCAAAAGGCAAAUAAUAGAAACAAUAGUCGUGGUUUCAACUUGUGUAUAUAUUUCAAUUAAGACAUUUCCAAAAUUAUCUGUACCUCAAGAUACAAAUUAUGUUAAAAGUGAUAGAGGUGGUAAAAGGUUAUUGGUAAUACUUCUGGCUCUGUUAUGGGGGAUGGAAAUUGGUUUUAAAUUUGCCUCUCGUACAGUUAUAUAUUUGUUGAAUCCUUGUCAUGUUACAACAUUGAUACAGAUAUAUUUAUUGGCUGCACCACCUAGUAAAACUGUAACAGCUUUGUUUCGCAUCCAUUUAAAUUUGUUAAAUGGACCUCUAUUAGCAUUUUUGUUUCCUGAAACAGCUUCAAGGAAGAUAUUUGCUGAAGCUGCUCUGUACUGGAUCCAACAUGGCAUGAUGUUUGUCAUACCAUAUUAUCUACUGAGGAUUGGUGGCCCCUACAACAUAGAACCCUUUUGGGAUUUUCAUUGGUCAAUAUUCAGCUAUUGCCUAAACAUGAUAUAUCACUUCAUCGUUUUACAACUCAUUGCAAUUCCUGCUCAAGUAAACUUAAACCACAUGCUCUGCCCAGCUAUAUUAGAUCCAUUUGAUGGACCAUGGUACAGAGUGGCAGCAGUGACUCACCAAGCACUACUGUGUCCUUUACUUUGUAAAUUGUUUUGUCUCAUUUCCGAUUUCUGCCUAACAAAAUUCCCGCCUACUAAAGUAAAGCCGCAUAUGAAGGAUUCUCUUAUGGAUAGCCGUGCUGUUACUGUCACAUACCCAACCGAGCACCAUAAGGACUAG